AUGUCGCAGCAGCAAGAGCGCAGCGCGCAACCGCCCACAGCGUCACAAACGACGACAGAUACCAUCCAGUCAGAGACAGAGGAGGGUUCGCCCAGAGUAAUACUGCGCUUGAGGGGAGGGCAUACUUCGAACGGGAGAUCGGUGCAGUGGGCUGAGGACGUGGUGGACAACGAGGGAUUGGGUCGCAAAAGCUCAAAAGUGUGCUGCAUAUAUCAUCGACCCAAGGGAGUCGACGAGUCCAGCGACGAGUCUUCAUCCGAUUCCUCAUCGUCCGAUUCGGAUUCAGACGCUGAACCUAGACGCAAGAAGAAGGCUAGCGGUGACAAGGACGACUGCGGCCACUCCCAUGAGCAUGGACAUAGACAUCAUCAUGGACGGGGCAAAAGAACGAACGGCAAGAAGAGGGCACCGAGCCCAAAUGCCUACGAGAAGAUACCAAAACCCAAGCCGAAGGAUACGGGUAAAGAGGUCCCCAAGUAG
Messenger RNA from Trichoderma virens Gv29-8, 480 nucleotides. RefSeq lists its product as uncharacterized. Gene Ontology annotation, molecular function: protein serine/threonine phosphatase inhibitor activity; protein phosphatase 1 binding. Lineage: Eukaryota; Fungi; Ascomycota; Sordariomycetes; Hypocreales; Hypocreaceae. Gene Ontology annotation, cellular component: nucleus. The record is from RefSeq and is a predicted model, not a curated record. The transcript is spliced from 2 exons. Bases 1 to 480 code for a protein of 159 amino acids.